GUGGAGGACCCAAGGGGAGCUGCCGCCGCCGCCGCCGCCGCCGAUCGUCCUCCGUUGAGGCAGCCUGCGGGGUAGGCUUUGCCGGGGCCUAAAGCCGAGCAGCCGCAGCCAUGCAGAUCACUCUGAAGACGCUGCAGCAGCAAACCUUCAAGAUAGACAUCGACCCCGAGGAGACGGUAAAAGCAUUGAAAGAGAAGAUUGAAUCAGAAAAGGGAAAAGAUGCUUUUCCAGUAGCUGGCCAAAAGUUAAUAUAUGCAGGUAAAAUCCUUAAUGAUGAUACUGCUCUUAAAGAAUACAAAAUUGAUGAAAAGAACUUUGUGGUGGUUAUGGUGACAAAACCCAAAGCGGCAGCUGCUCCAGCUCCAUCCCCAACUACAACUCAGCAGUCAAAUGAUACCACCACUACUGUUAGCUCUUCUACAAUAGCUGCUGCAGCCCCAAAACCUGCAACUGUCCCAGCUCCUGCUCCUGCACCAGUGUCAGCACCGGCACCAGCUGCUUCAACACCAGCUGCAGUGGCCUGUGAACCUGCAUCUGUAAGUGCCCCUGUAGAAGAGAAAUCAGCGGAUAAGCCAGUAGAGACACUAGCUGACACCAGCCCAACAUCUACAGACAGUACAACAGGUGAUACUUCACGAUCAAAUCUCUUUGAGGAUGCUACAAGUGCACUCGUUACAGGUCAAUCCUAUGAAAAUAUGGUGACUGAGAUCAUGUCAAUGGGAUAUGAGAGAGAGCAAGUAAUUGCUGCACUGAGAGCCAGCUUCAACAAUCCUGACAGAGCGGUGGAGUACCUUCUAAUGGGUAUCCCUGGGGAUAGGGAAAAUCAAGGUAUGGCUGAUCCCCCUCAAGCAGCCAGCACUGGUGCUUCUCCAUCUUCAGCAGUAGCAGCAGCUGCAGCAACUACUACUACUACUACUACAACUACUACUAGCUCUUUCCUUUCAGGACAUCCUCUUGAAUUUUUACGAAACCAACCUCAGUUCCAGCAGAUGAGACAAAUUAUUCAACAGAAUCCAUCUCUUCUGCCUGCAUUGCUACAGCAAAUAGGGCGGGAAAACCCUCAAUUACUGCAGUCCUCCCAUGCACCACAGCAAAUAAGCCAACAUCAAGAACAUUUUAUUCAGAUGUUAAAUGAGCCUGUUCAGGAAUCCGGUCAAGGGGGAGGUGGCAGUGGCGGUGGUGGCGGUGGCGGCGGUGGCGGCGGAGUAGCUGAAGCCGGAAGCCGUCACAUGAACUAUAUUCAAGUAACACCUCAGGAAAAAGAAGCUAUAGAAAGGUUAAAGGCACUAGGAUUCCCUGAAGGACUUGUCAUACAAGCAUAUUUUGCAUGUGAGAAGAAUGAAAACUUGGCAGCCAACUUCCUCCUACAACAGAACUUUGAUGAAGAUUGAAAGGGAAAGACUUUUUUAAAAAACAAAUCUCACACAUCACACCAGUGCAUUACACUAGCUAUUCACUGGAUUGUCUGGGAUACUUGGGCUCAUAUCCAUGAUACUUGGUGUAAGGUUUGGGGGGGGAGGGAGGGGAGGGAGAGGAAAAUAUAGAAAGGAUGCAAGGAAAGACAAGCACAUCUGUUCUAAGUUGGCAGAUGCAGCAAAUCAAAGUGUAACAUACUAUACAACCAAAAAUCAGCUUUUUUUUUUGCAGAUAUUUAGUUCCUUUCUUCUAUAAACUGUAAGUUCCUGCCCCCCCAACCCCCCAGGUUUUCACUCUUUUAGUGUACUAGAUCCCAAAGUUAGUGUGGUGCCCUGCUUUUGUUUAUUUUUAAUUAACAUUGGUCUUGGAGAUAGCAAUGGCUACCUAGAAUGGACAGUCUGUAUUUCAUAGUAACACUGGAUAACGGCUUCAUAAAUUUAAGAGAAAAUAUAUUUGAAUAACUCUAAAACAUGCCAAAAAUGUAGGUGGUGGGGUUUUUUUUUGCUGCUUCAGAUGUAUCUAAUUACUGCAAGAGGCCCAUUAUUUUGAAUGAAGUGCUGGAUUAAAAAUUCAAAUUAAAACCACUCAUUGUUUUAGAUUCUUGAUCAUUGAUUUUGAGAGAUCUUUUCCUAUCCUUAUCCCUUUCUUCCUUUCAUAAUGAAUGGAGAGGCUAUAUACACAAGCAAAAUUAUGCUUUCCUUUUCGGCAAAUAAUACAAGAUAACCUAAUUAUUGCUUACUUCAGUGUUGGGUUACAGUAAAGCUUUUCUUUAAACAAGAACCACCAUUGCAUGUUUUGGGUUUGAUGUAUCCCUUUUUGUGAACCGAGCACUUUUUUUAUUGCCAAUGAAGAAAAUGUAAACGCUCUCCAUCCUAGUGAAAGUAUUUAUGAAGAAAUCAGAUUCCAUCCUACCUAUAUUUUGUUUAAAGUGAAACUGAUCAGAUGAAUACAGCUGCAAGUAUUUCAAAACUAGGUGUCUUAAAUGCUUGUAAUCUUAUAGUUUCAAUCUCUGGGACUCUAAAGGCUAUUGUCAUUUGUAUUGCUUUAAAAAGGACUGUAAUAUUCCAGUAACUUGCCUUCUCCUCUGUUUAAAAGCAUUGUGGAAAUAUUUUGCUCUUGAAGAGAUGUUCAGAACAUGGGGAAAUAGAUGAACAAUCAAGUUAUUGGAUCCCUAAAGAUUAUGCACAUCCCCCCUUUACUUCCUAUUAAAAGUAACAUCUAAUUGUAA
This is a messenger RNA of Elgaria multicarinata webbii, 2644 nucleotides long. RefSeq names its product RAD23 homolog B, nucleotide excision repair protein (gene RAD23B). Gene Ontology annotation, molecular function: proteasome binding; polyubiquitin modification-dependent protein binding; damaged DNA binding. Gene Ontology annotation, cellular component: nucleoplasm; cytosol. Lineage: Eukaryota; Metazoa; Chordata; Lepidosauria; Squamata; Anguidae. Gene Ontology annotation, biological process: proteasome-mediated ubiquitin-dependent protein catabolic process; nucleotide-excision repair. The coding region runs from base 111 to 1391 and encodes 426 amino acids. The transcript has 10 exons. The record is from RefSeq and is a predicted model, not a curated record.